AUGUCUUCCGAAAACCCCUCCACUCUCAAGUCCUAUGUCGACUCUGCCACUGGCCUCGCCCAGCGCGCCGUGGGCACCGUGACCGGCAACUCCUCCACCAAGGCCGAAGGCGAAGAAACCAAAGCCCAAGCCGCCCAGGAGCACGAAGCCAGCCACACAACCGCCAAAGUAGGCUCCGUGACAGCCGACCCCAACACUGGUGCGACUGCCACGGACAACCCGAAGCGCAACAACGGCACCUGGGACCAGACCGUCGGGUCGGCGAAGGAGUCGCUCGGCAACCUGACCGGCUACGAGGGUCUGCGACGCGAGGGCGUGGAGCAGAACUCGCGCGGCAAGGCCGCUGAAGCCGAGGGCCAGCUGAAGGACUGGGGCGAGGGCAUGAAGGAUCGCGCGCAGGGCGGCCUCGGCAAGGUUGCUGCUGCUGCGAAGGGCGAUCGUACGGAGGAGCAGAAGUGGGAGGCGAUGCAUGACCAGGGCAAGGUGCAGCAGCGAGGCGCGGAGGCUGAUAUGGAGAGACGGGCUUCUUAA
Molecule: messenger RNA, 531 nt
Organism: Aspergillus melleus
Lineage: Eukaryota; Fungi; Ascomycota; Eurotiomycetes; Eurotiales; Aspergillaceae
Product: tryptophan 2,3- dioxygenase
Exons: 2
Coding region: 1-531 (176 amino acids)
Source: RefSeq, a predicted model, not a curated record